AUGGCUCUGACACAGUCCAAGGAGUCUCGAAAGCGGGCUCCAAGCAAAGUGGAAUGGGACCGCAUCCACAAACAUUGGCACCAGCUAUAUAUCCAUGAGAAGCUUCCCCUGUCCGAGGUAUCUGCAAGACUUGCACGAGAACACAACUUCGAAGCAGGGCUAUCUAUGUGCAAAACUCGUAUGAAGCAGCUGCAGACAAGAAAGAACUUCAAAAAGCAAGAACUGGCUGCCGUUGCAAGAAUUCUCGACAUUUUGGUGCAGGCCGGGUUGAAAAUGCCGACGGCAGUUAUUGAUGGUCAAUCAGUUCCAACAGAACGCGUCAAGCGCCAUUUCAGCUCUUUGUUUGCUCACAACCCUUUGCGGAGCUCGAAAACCCUCAACUCUGCUCCAGAGAAAUCCUAUCUGCACAUCCUGAACAACUUCCAAGAUCGAAUUGGCGAGGCAAAGGGUGGCCAACCACGCCGACUACCGACUAUGCCAAGGAUCCUUUUGAAGCAGUCUGAAGGUAUGCACGAUCUCGAGUUGGCGUUGAUUCAAUUCAACAAUUACUACGGCUGGUUACUGAAUCAAGGUGACGACUACUUCCUACACCAGAUAGCCAACGACGGACCUGAUUGUACCAUAUCAAGCUUGUGGGAUCCGCAAGAGUUCUUCAACGCGAUCAAUGACGCCCUCUCUACUUUUCGCGUGAGAGCGUUCGACAUCGCUCAGGCCGCGAUAAGAAAUCUUCACAGUCGGGCGUCGGUGGUGCUGCGGCAACAACACCCAUCGUGCCCCGAUUUCCUGUUAUAUUUCAUGGUCGCAUAUAAUGAUAUGACAGCGUUACUAGUCGAGCGGCAAGGAGGAUAA
Molecule: messenger RNA, 849 nt
Organism: Cladophialophora bantiana CBS 173.52
Lineage: Eukaryota; Fungi; Ascomycota; Eurotiomycetes; Chaetothyriales; Herpotrichiellaceae
Exons: 2
Coding region: 1-849 (282 amino acids)
Source: RefSeq, a predicted model, not a curated record